This is a messenger RNA of Ficedula albicollis (Collared flycatcher), 1001 nucleotides long. RefSeq names its product carbonic anhydrase 7 (gene CA7). The transcript has 7 exons. Gene Ontology annotation, biological process: regulation of intracellular pH. The record is from RefSeq and is a predicted model, not a curated record. NCBI's taxonomy places the organism in Eukaryota, Metazoa, Chordata, Aves, Passeriformes, Muscicapidae. Gene Ontology annotation, cellular component: cytoplasm. Gene Ontology annotation, molecular function: zinc ion binding; carbonate dehydratase activity. Bases 15 to 809 code for a protein of 264 amino acids.
GGGCAGCUCCCAAAAUGACUGGCCACCACAGUUGGGGAUAUGGGCAGGCUGACGGCCCUUCAGAGUGGCACAAGGCUUACCCCAUUGCCCAGGGGAACCGCCAGUCCCCCAUCGACAUCGACUCUGCUCGCGCAGUCUACGACCCCAGCCUGCAGCCCCUGGUCAUCUCCUACGAGUCCUGCACCUCCCUCAGCAUCUCCAACACUGGCCACUCUGUCAUGGUGGAGUUUGAGGACUCUGAUGACAGGACAGCAAUCAGUGGAGGGCCCUUUCAGAAUCCAUUCCGGCUAAAGCAGUUCCACUUCCACUGGGGGACCACCCACAGCCAGGGAUCAGAGCACACCAUUGAUGGAAAACCUUUUCCCUGUGAGCUUCACUUAGUACAUUGGAAUGCCAGAAAAUACGCAACAUUUGGAGAGGCAGCAGCAGCUCCAGAUGGCUUGGCAGUAGUUGGUGUUUUCUUGGAGAUUGGAAAAGAACAUGCCAGUAUGAACAGACUCACUGAUGCUUUAUACAUGGUAAAAUUUAAAGGAACAAAAGCUCAGUUUAGAGGCUUCAACCCUAAAUGCCUCCUGCCUUUGAGUCUAGAUUAUUGGACAUACCUUGGUUCUCUGACAACUCCACCCCUUAAUGAGAGUGUGACAUGGAUAGUGCUGAAAGAACCCAUAAGAAUAUCUGUGAAACAGCUGGAGAAAUUCCGCAUGCUGCUCUUCACCGGUGAGGAGGACCAGAGGAUCCAAAUGGCCAAUAACUUCCGCCCCCCUCAGCCUCUGAAGGGGAGAAUUGUUCGAGCUUCCUUCAAGGCCUGAAGAAAGCUGAUAAUGGUCCUGAGAUAUCCAAGAGCUUCCACGUGUGAGAUACUCUAAACAGAAACUCUGGUCUACAGACCACCUAUGGAACACACAAGACAGGCAUUUUUGUGAACCCUCUGCUUGGAGGGGACAAUCCUCUGGCUUUCUACUUUAUUUGAAGUGCUCAUUCUGUGGAGAAAUGGCAUCUUU